UAUAGCUUUGCUGGCAGAGUUGGAAACAUCACGCUGCGCAGAAAAUUAAUAUUUCUAUAAUCAUUUGGCAACCACAUCCAAACAGCUGUCUUUUGGUAUUAUUUCAUCUAGUUGCCAAAAUAAACGUAGAAUUUGUUUAUCAUCCGCGGCAAUACAUUUUCAAAUUUUAAGUCUUUAAUUCAUUCAUUAUUAAAAUGGAGAGACCUCAAAAAAUGCCCAAGGUGGCGAAGGUUAAAAAUAAAGCACCAGCAGAGGUGCAAAUUACUGCAGAACAAUUACUCCGAGAAGCUAAAGAACGUGACCUAGAAAUUUUGCCGCCCCCACCAAAGCAAAAGAUUUCAGACCCAGCGGAAUUGGCUGAUUAUCAACAACGUAAACGCAAGGUAUUUGAAGACAAUCUUCGCAAAAAUCGCAUGGUAGUGAGCCAUUGGAUAAAGUAUGCACAAUGGGAAGAGUCACAAAAAGAAAUACAGCGUGCCCGUUCUAUUUGGGAACGUGCUUUGGAUAACGAUCAUCGAAAUAUCACCAUCUGGUUAAAAUAUGCUGAAAUGGAAAUGAAGAAUAAGCAAGUGAAUCAUGCUCGCAAUUUAUGGGAUAGAGCGGUCACAAUAAUGCCUCGCGUAAACCAAUUUUGGUAUAAAUACACUUAUAUGGAGGAAAUGUUGGAUAAUGUGGCGGGCGCUCGUCAAGUUUUUGAACGGUGGAUGGAGUGGCAGCCAGAAGAACAAGCUUGGCAGACUUAUGUUAACUUCGAAUUACGCUACAAAGAAAUAGAUCGAGCGCGGGAAAUUUAUGAGCGUUUCGUAUAUGUUCAUCCUGAUGUUAAGAACUGGAUUAAGUUUGCCCGCUUUGAGGAAUCUCAUGGUUUUAUACAUGGUGCACGUCGUGUUUUCGAACGAGCAGUGGAAUUCUUCGGAGACGAAUACAUUGACGAACGGUUGUUUAUUGCAUUCGCUCGAUUUGAAGAGGGACAAAAGGAGCAUGACAGGGCGCGUGUCAUUUACAAAUACGCAUUGGACCAUCUAUCUAAAGAUCGCACGCAAGAACUGUAUAAAGCCUAUACAAUACAUGAAAAGAAAUAUGGCGAUAGGGAAGGUAUUGAAGAUGUUAUUGUUUCAAAACGAAAAUUCCAAUAUGAGCAGGAGGUUGCUAUCAAUCCCCAAAAUUACGACGCAUGGUUCGAUUACUUACGAUUAAUAGAAGGUGAAGGUGACGUUGACCUCAUACGAGAAACAUAUGAACGGGCUAUUUCAAACGUCCCACCUGCAAAUGAAAAGAAUUAUUGGCGACGUUAUAUUUAUUUAUGGAUAAAUUAUGCCCUCUAUGAGGAAUUGGAAGCUGAAGAUUUAGAACGUACGCGCCAGAUUUAUAAAACAUGCCUUGAGCUCAUUCCUCAUAAGAAAUUUACAUUCAGUAAAAUUUGGCUGAUGUAUGCACAGUUUGAAAUUCGAUGCAAGGAGUUACAAAAGGCUCGUAAAACAUUAGGAAUGGCGAUUGGAAUGUGUCCGCGCGAUAAACUUUUCCGUGGUUACAUCGAACUGGAAAUACAGUUGCGCGAGUUCGAUCGUUGCCGAUUGCUUUAUGAAAAGUUUUUAGAGUUCGGACCCGAAAAUUGUGUAACUUGGAUGAAAUUUGCUGAGCUCGAAAAUUUGUUAGGUGAUACGGAUCGCGCACGUGCGAUUUUUGAACUGGCAGUGCAACAACCACGACUUGAUAUGCCCGAGCUUUUGUGGAAGGCAUAUAUUGACUUUGAGGUAUCACAGGGAGAAGCACAACUGGCACGCCAACUUUAUGAACGUCUUUUGGAACGUACGCAUCAUGUAAAAGUGUGGAUGUCAUACGCAAAGUUCGAAUUAACUCAAUACGAUGCCGAUCUUGCCGAUGAGGAUCCCGAAAUUAAUAUAAAAUUGUCAAGGCGUGUAUAUGAACGUGCAAAUGACACCUUGCGCACAGCAGGAGAUAAAGAGUCACGAGUGUUGUUGCUAGAGGCAUGGCGAGACUUUGAACGAGAAUCGGGUGAUAAUCACGCAUUUAAAAAAGUAAUGGAGAAAAUGCCCCGCCGCGUUAAGAAACGGCAAAAGAUUGUUUCAGAACAUGGAGUGGAAGAAGGCUGGGAGGAAGUGUUUGAUUACAUAUUCCCUGAAGAUGAAAUGGCGCGUCCUAACUUGAAACUGCUUGCUGCUGCGAAAAUGUGGAAGAAACAAAAAGAAUCGGUUAACACAGAGUCAGAUGAAAACGAUGUUAGUAAAAGCAUGGACGCAGAAAAAUAGUAAUGAAACAUAUUAUAUUAAAGUCUUAGUUUCUACCUUGAAUAAAUAAGUUGUGUAUGAUGUCUAAAAUAACAGAUAG
Ceratitis capitata (Mediterranean fruit fly) is the source of this 2349-nucleotide messenger RNA. RefSeq names its product protein crooked neck (gene crn). The transcript is spliced from 3 exons. Gene Ontology annotation, molecular function: protein binding. The record is from RefSeq and is a predicted model, not a curated record. Gene Ontology annotation, biological process: mRNA splicing, via spliceosome; spliceosomal complex assembly. The coding region runs from base 195 to 2270 and encodes 691 amino acids. Gene Ontology annotation, cellular component: U2-type catalytic step 2 spliceosome; precatalytic spliceosome; post-mRNA release spliceosomal complex. Lineage: Eukaryota; Metazoa; Arthropoda; Insecta; Diptera; Tephritidae.